Molecule: messenger RNA, 942 nt
Organism: Elephantulus edwardii (Cape elephant shrew)
Lineage: Eukaryota; Metazoa; Chordata; Mammalia; Macroscelidea; Macroscelididae
Product: olfactory receptor 11H6-like
Exons: 1
Coding region: 1-942 (313 amino acids)
Biological process (GO): G protein-coupled receptor signaling pathway
Cellular component (GO): membrane
Molecular function (GO): olfactory receptor activity; G protein-coupled receptor activity
Source: RefSeq, a predicted model, not a curated record
AUGGCCUCAGAAGUCAGAAAUGUCUCCCACGGUGUGAGUGACUUCAUCCUGUUGGGCUUCCCUUGCCGCUGGGAAAUACAGCUCUUCCUCUUUUUCAUAUUCUUUGUGACUUAUAUCCUGACUCUUCUGGGAAAUAUGGCCAUUGUAUGUGCAGUGCACUGGGAUCGCAGGCUCCAUACCCCCAUGUACAUCCUACUGGCCAACUUUUCCUUCCUGGAGAUCUGCUAUGUCAACUCUGACGUACCCAACAUGCUGGCCAACUUCCUCUCCAAGACCAAAACCAUCUCCUUCACUCGAUGUCUCCUCCAGUUGUACUUCUUCUUCUCACUGGGCACAACUGAAUGCCUAUUCCUCUCUAUCAUGGCCUAUGACCGGUUCCUAGCUAUCUGCCGUCCCCUGCACUACCCCACGGUCAUGACUGCUAAGUUCUGUAAAAGUCUGGUCAUCUUUUGUUGGGUGUAUGGCUUCCUCUGGUUUCUAAUCCCAGUGAUACUAGUUACUCAGCUGCCAUUCUGUGGCCCAAAUGUGAUUGAUGACUUUCUGUGUGACCUGGGUCCCCUGCUGGCCUUGGCUUCGGCCUGUGUCCCUAUCCCAGGAACUGUUCUCAUCUGUGGCACCAUGAGCUCCCUCCUCAUCUUUGCCACCUUUUUCUACAUUAUUGGCUCAUACACCUUGGUGCUGAGGGCUGUUAUCCAAGUGCCUUCAGCUGCUGGCAGAAAGAAGGCCUUCUCCACCUGCUCUUCACAUCUGGCUGUGGUCUUUCUGUUCUAUGGAUCUGUCAUGAUAACAUAUGUAAGCCCAGGGUCAGGACAAGCAGAGGGCAUGCAGAAAUUCACUACUUUGUUCUAUUCUGUUUUGACCCCGUUUUUCAACCCUAUGAUCUAUAGCCUCCGAAAUAAAGAGAUGAAGGAUGCCUUAAAAAAAGUACUAGGAGUUUCCUAG